Molecule: messenger RNA, 2752 nt
Organism: Polyodon spathula (Mississippi paddlefish)
Lineage: Eukaryota; Metazoa; Chordata; Actinopteri; Acipenseriformes; Polyodontidae
Product: alpha-N-acetylgalactosaminide alpha-2,6-sialyltransferase 1-like
Exons: 8
Coding region: 380-1684 (434 amino acids)
Molecular function (GO): sialyltransferase activity
Source: RefSeq, a predicted model, not a curated record
UCUGCGUUAACCUAGAUCGCUAUAAUAAGAUCGACUGGGUAUUUAUCAUCCAUAAAUCUCUGGUAUUUGCAGUUUUAUCUGGCUUGCUAUACAUUUUUAACUAACAGUUAACAAAAAAUAAAUAACCUACAUUAACAUGUAAACAAAACAAGCUACCUAAACAAGUUAAUCUCAUCUCGUCAUUACUUGUUAUAGUGCAUGCACAUGUUGUUUAUGGAAAUAUUGUAAAAUGUGCAUUUUAAUUUCCCCUUUCCACCACUAAAAGUAUUAAUCCUAAAUCCAACAAUACUGUAGGUAUGUCAAGGUUGCCCCCAUUCCAGAAAACAGAUACAAAACAACUUUAGGAGAAAAAGCAACUACUUCGCUAAGAUCUACAGUGAUGAGCCAGGAGCCACCUCUCAAACCCACUGUGGAAAAGCAAGCCAUGGCUGUGAAUGUGCCCAAACCCACAACAAAGAAGUCUACCAGAGAAAAACCCAAAUCCAUAAGAGAGACGACUACUGUAGGAGGACCCAAAUUGACAACAAAGAAGUCUACCAGAGAAAAACCCAAACCCAUAACAGAGAGGACUACCAUAGGAAGAUCCAAACCCCAGACAAAGAAGCCUACCACAGAAAAACCACGGCCACAGACAAAGAAGCCCUUGAAGAUCGAGGAUUUUAUACUCUACCCCAAGUGGGACAUAGAGGAGGACUACCACCGGGACCCUUCUGCAAAAAACACAACCUGCCCAGAGUCUAUAAGAUCCAGGUCUGCUGAAAUUGAUUGGUUUAAACAGAUCUUCAUCCCUGACAUCAGCCUCUUCAUGCACAAAGAACACUUUAAUGAUGAGGAGUGGAAGAGGCUGGAACAUUUCAACCCUCCAUAUGGAUGGAUGGGGACUAAUUACACAGAAGUCAAACAGGGAGUGGAACUGGUACCUGGGCUAAAGGAACAGAAAGUCCUGCUCAGCUCCAAGAGGAAUGACAGUUGUAUCCGUUGUGCUGCUGUUGGGAAUGGAGGGAUCUUGAACGGCUCUCGGAAGGGUGCUGAAAUCGACUCGCAUGAUUACAUAUUCCGUGUGAAUGGAGCUGUUAUCAAAGGCUUUGAAGAUGAUGUUGGAGUGAGAACCUCAUUUUAUGUCCACACAGCUCAAACCAUGCUCUCGUCUCUCGGGGGUUAUUGGAAACAAGGUUUUACCAACAUACCCAUGGAUAAGGAAAUAAAAUACAUCUUGGUUACAGAAGGCAUGAGGGAUUACCAAUGGCUAAGAGCAUUAAUGCUGAAUACAGAGGUUUCCAGAGGACCCUAUCUUAAGAAGAGGCCAAGGUCGUAUUAUGGGACGGAUUUCACACCAGAAAAUUAUUUGGUUGCUCACCCUGAUUUUAACAGAUACAUUAAAAACAGGUUCUUGAAAUCAAAAAUUGUUGAAGGAAAACAUUGGGCCAUCUACAGACCGACCACCGGGGCCUUUGCUCUGCUCCUGGCUCUGCACCUCUGUGAUGUUGUCGAUGCCUAUGGAUAUAUCACAGAAGACUAUGCCAAAUAUCCAAACCACUACUAUGACAAGACAAAGACUAAAACAGUGUUUUACGGCAAUCAUGACUAUGGAUUGGAAAUCAAGGAGUGGAAGAAACUGCACGAUGCUAAAAUCAUGAACUUGUAUCAAGGGAGAAAACAACUAUCAGAGUUGGAGGCUACAUAAUGCGUUACUAUAAUAAUAUUACUUUUGUCAAUAACAAGAUAAUAUAAUGGAAGUAAUAAUAUUACAGCUACUUUCCACAAAAAAAGAACCAAGUUUGUCUCAUUACCUUUUCUCUAUUGUACAGCUACAUUAGUGGUCUUUUCUUAGUUAUCCUCGACACACCAGACUGCUCUAAUGUCAGUGUCUCACCACCAAUGAUGCAAUCUCUUCCAGGUUGUCUCACGGCAAUAAUAAGCCGUGGGGAAAUCAAAUUGAGCCUUUCUUUCUGAGCCUAUUUCUCUUUCUGAGAAAUAUACAGAACAUUGUGUUUAUAUUUCAAAAAUAAUAUGCAUUUAUACUACAAAAAAUGUAAAAACCUGUUUGACCAUUUAAUAAAUGAAUUACGAGAUGUGUAGUUGUCAGGAUGUGAGUGCUGUGGGUAAGGAUACACUGCCCACAAAGAAGGUGAUUUUUUACAAGUGUCCUGUUUUAUUUAAGUAACUGUCCCUUCUACCAGCAAUUGUACUGGGGCUCAAACAGUAGGCUUGCAGUCCAAACAAUAAUCAAAUAAUAAACAAUAAACACAGUCCCAGAUGCACGCACAUGUCUUUCUGUACAAGCUGAAUCUAUAACAAUGCGUGCCAAUCAGAAGCAGGUUGAACUAGUUGAAUUUCGGACUCCUAGGAUCUUUUUAGCGUGAAUAUGUUUUUCUUAUUUAAACAAGUACUUAGAAAAAGCAUCAACCUAGAUAUACAUUACUCCACACUUAUCUGUUGUUACAUGUAAGAUUGCACAUUGCUUUCUUUACAUUCAAACUGUGCAAAUAUUUUCCCACAUACUUUUUUCUUUUGUUUUCUUGUACAUGGCUUAGAAUAAUUCCUCCAUAUCCUCAAAACCCACUCAACCAAUGGCAGGUAAAACUGGUAUAUAAGGAUUUCUAAUGUUACCCUACUAACCCACUAUGGAUCAAACCAUAUGUGGGAUUUGGGGGGGCUUUGAAAAGCAAGUUAAAAUCCUUUUACCCAGUGCUAAUUGUUUGCAUUUUAAGUGGUUGAUAUUAUCAAAUUAUUGAAUAACGUAUUACUUCUU